Messenger RNA from Trichomonas vaginalis G3, 1077 nucleotides. RefSeq names its product protein of unknown function, DUF563 family. Gene Ontology annotation, molecular function: glycosyltransferase activity. Lineage: Eukaryota; Parabasalia; Trichomonadida; Trichomonadidae. The coding region runs from base 1 to 1077 and encodes 358 amino acids. The record is from RefSeq and is a predicted model, not a curated record. The transcript has a single exon.
AUGACAAAGGACGAUUAUUAUACCGAUGAUGAUCCGAGCUUUUGUCAUGUAUUACGAUCACUUGUUUAUGUCACAGCCUAUACAAACGCAUAUACUUCAUAUGAUCCUCAAACAAGCGAAUUUUAUAUUGAUACCUGGGUAAUGGAAGGUAGGCUAUUUGGACAUCGAAAAGUUAUUGAGACGUACGACAUAGGUGUGUUCACCAUUUGUAAUUGGCGCGAAUGGGGCCAUACAAUUGACGAUUUUAUCAGCGGAUUAACAUAUUUGCCAGAAUCUGUCCAAAAACAAGAAUUUACUAUUGCGAUACCACCUUCUGCAGGGAAAGAUCUCCAAGAUUGGCUUCAAGCAUGUGGGUUUAAAGUUCAUCUUUUUGAUGGCUACGCAAACCAGCAUAUAUUUGUUCGGCAAUUAUACGUAGUAUCUCACAUGAGUAAAGCUCACCGAGCAUUUGCAGGUGGUUACUCAUACAUGAGAAGAAAAAUGUUUGAACGCUUUAAUCUUUCGCAAAUAAAUAGUACUAGAUUCUGCGCAAUGAAUAGAGAUACAAGAAGAUACCUUGGUAACUUUAAUGAGGUUGUUGAUGGAUUAAACAAAUACGUCAAAAUCGAUGAUGGAAAAACAUGGGAAGUUAUUCACAAUCAGCAUAAUAUAUACGAACAAGUUAAGUUAUGGCCAACAAUUAAAGUCCUUUUCACUGUUGGAGGCUCUCAGCUGUUUAAUUGCAUGUUUAUGCACAACAGUACUGGUUUAAUUGUUCUUUUCCCCAACAACGUGUUGACAGAACAGAUGAGUAUUGCAUUUCAGAACCACAUGUUUAGUGCUGUUAUAUACCAUAAAGACUGGAAAUUCCUUGACUACGAUCCUUACAAUUGCAGCGUCGACCGCGUUGUAUUUCAUGCAAAACAGGUCGUUGCAGCUGUGAAAUAUCAGAAGUGGCAAUCAACAGAAGGUCUCAGAAAUCUUUUUGAAAAUGUCACUCAUAAAACAUGUCCAGACAACAAAUUUAACCCAAUGCUUGUAGACUAUUUCAUUGAUCAAACAUUAGAUUUUGGCCCUCCUCGUAAUCUUUUUGCUUGA